UCAAGCUGCUUUAUUCAUAAAGAAUCACAUACUAGUCUGACUUUGAGCGCAUAUUCUGCAUCCAGGGGAGUUUUAGUGGAAAGCAAAAAUGUCUUCUUACACUGAGAAAACCUCUGAAAUGACUGGUUGAAUCUAGUGAUUUUAAUGUGUUGGCUCUGGGUGUUUGGUUCCAUUUAUUUGCAGUUAAUGUUGAGCCCAGUUAUGGCCUGAGAGAAGGUUUAAAACAUUAUAAUAAAGAUGAUGAUUUCUCUGGUUUGAGGGGUGGUCUGAUGACAAAUGAUUUAAUAGUGUUUUCAGUGAAAACUUUCCACAGUUAUACUUUUGGAAAAUGUUUUUGGUUGGGUUGAAAAAAUAGCUAAACGACUAAACUCAUCAAAACUCCACAGAACCAAAGGGGACGUCUUUAAAUGUCUUAUUCUGUUCGAACAACUGAGCGCUCAAAAAUAUUCUGUUUACAAUGACAAAAUAGAGCAGCAAAUCCUUGCAUUUCAGAGGGUGGAAUCACAGAAUAUCAUUAGCAUUACUUAUUACAAUUUUUGCUUGAAAAAUUACUGAAACUAUUAAUCAAUUAUUAAAAUAGUUGAUUCUUUUUUCUGUUGAUUGGCUCAUUGAUUAAUCAAUUAAGCAUGUCAGCUGAGGACUGACGAUUGAUUUUGAGUCUUAUGACAACAGAGCAUGAUAACAAUACUCAUCAACGUUUAAUCACAGAAUAAAGCUAAACUAAACGUAUGACGUAUAAUGUUUUUUGCCCUGUCUGCCCUUUCACUCAAUCACUAGAUUAAUCGCCUCAGAAAUAUUAAUACAAUUUGUCCAAUAGCCCAUGAAGGAAGCAUUUUCCAAGCACCCGCUCAGAACCAUGAAGCUGUUUUCUCCCACGCUGAGUGAACGCGUCGCAAGAAUGUUUCCCCGCCCACCCGGUGCUUUGACGUCACCGACGUCCGUCUCCGCACAUGGAUGGAGAAGUGUAGAGGCUCCGCCAAAGCCCCGCUCCCUCCGCCCUCCUCCUCCAGCUAUUUGCCAGCCAGCCUCAGCGACAGACAGCCAGCCGCUCACCGUCCUGCUGCUGCGUGGAGUCCCGUCUUCGCCCUCCGAGCCCCGGCGUCGAUUUUCUCGUCUACGAGGACCUCCACGGGCCGGCAAGCGAGUUCUGUCGCGUCUCUUUUUUGGGGGGGAAAUUUCAGUCAUUGCGAGCUUUAUUCUCCAAUUGCCCUGCAAGAUAUAUGGAGAAAAUGGCCAGACCUCUUCCUUUAAACCCAACUUUCCUGCCGCCGACUCACUGCGUACUGAAAUCCCUGCUGGAAAAUCCGCUGAAGCUGCCUUUCCAUCACGAUGAAGGAUUUGGAAAAGACAAGGAGAAAGACAAGAAGCUUGAGGAUGAGAGCAGCACAGCCAGCCACCCACAGUCGGCCUUCCUCGGCCCGACCCUCUGGGACAAGACCCUGCCCUACGAUGGCGACAACUUUCAGCUGGAGUACAUGGAUCUGGAGGAGUUCCUGUCCGAGAACGGCAUCCCGGCCAACACAACCCAGAGCGACCAGGCUCAGCAGGCAGCGCAGCCGGCACAGGCCCCUCUCCAAAAGGCCCCACCGCCCGCCCCGCCCACACCCACUGUGGUGGACCUCAGUAGCCGCGCCACCACCUCGGUUCACACAGGCAUGGCCCCUCAGACCUGCAUCCACAGUCCCAGCACAGCAGCACUGCCCUCAUCCCGGGACACUCCCAGCCCCAUCGACCCAGAGUCCAUUCAGGUGCCCGUGACCUAUGAUCCUGACCCAGCAGACCUGGCUCUGUCCAGCGUGCCCGGCCAGGAAAUGUUCGACCCCAGGAAACGCAAAUUCUCCGCCGAGGAGCUGAAGCCGCAGCCCAUGAUCAAAAAAGCCCGCAAGGUCUUCAUUCCCGAAGACCUGAAGGACGAUAAGUACUGGGCCCGGCGCAGAAAGAACAAUGUGGCAGCUAAGCGGUCACGGGACGCCAGGCGGCUGAAGGAGAACCAGAUCGCCAUCCGGGCCGGCUUCCUGGAGAAGGAGAACGCCGCUCUCCGCAUGGAGGUAGCGGACUUGAGGAAGGAGCUGGGCCGCUGCAAGAACGUUCUGGCUAAAUACGAGGCCCGGCACGGGCCCCUGUGAGCCUCCAAAACUCCAACUCCCCCAACCACCGCCAAGCCCCCCCCGCUCGUUCCUCCCCAACACGUUAGUACCCCAACCCACCCUUUCCUCCAGUUUGAAGGACAAUGUGUCUCUUUUGGUGGCACUGCCCCCUCUUCCUCCACUUUCCCCACCACGUCCCCUUCCUUCCACCUGCCCCCACCCCCACCGCCCUGUCUCCUCCUCCCCCGCCCUCCUCCAACACACACCUGUAUGAUUCUGGUAUUAUAACUGUCAUUUUGACUUUUAUCAUAAGCUUCGAUUUGUCUGUUCCUUCUUUUAUUUUCUGUACACAUCGUUCGACUGAAUAUAUAUAUACAUAUACAUAGAUAAAUAUAUAUAUAUUUACACAUGCAUACUUCCCACUUUAAUGUACUGUGAGGAGUUAUGAGCCAACCCACCAGCUGAGCCCCCCCCCCAAACCCCGCUACCUUCCACUUUUGAGAAACAAUGCCAUGCUGUUUGUUGUUCACUUUCAUACCGAUUUUAUACGUGACAUCAGGACUGAAAACUGUUGUUUCCUGUUUCCCUUCUUCUUCUUCUGUCUUAUAACCAUGUGACAUGUCAGAACCUGCUUUUACCCCCCCAAAACUGGUGUUUUUAAACCCUGUACGAGGUCCGCUUUUUCUUCUAUCAGCAACAUCAUCUUGUUUUUGAUCCUCUCUCGAUGUUCAUGUUGUAUAUCAGUUGCCCCCCCCCCCCCCCCGCGUUCUAACUUAACACAACUCCCCUCCGGCUUCUCUAACAACAUCCUCGGUAUUUUAGCGUAAAAUUGCAAUUAAAAAAAAUAUUUUUCAAUUUGCCGUUUUUUAAAAACCACCAUUAUGGUUUUUGUUCAUCACCCGGACAAUGAGCAAUAAUCCCUGUCCAGAAACUUAACUGACAUGACAACCAUGACACCCCUCCCUGCUCCCCUCUCCUCCCCUCCCCACCACCACCGCUGGCAACAGGGAGAGAACUCCCUGUUUCCACCUCACAUUAGCUCACCUCCGUUAACUGGGAUAACCUUAAUUAACCUCUGCACUAAUGCGUGUCUCACAAUCUGAUCCGGUGCAAUGUUUCCACUCGCUCAAAAUUUUCCUCCGCCUCAUAUUUAUCUACCCUUUAUUUCUCAGAUGGAAGAUUGUUGUUUUUUUUAUAUAUAUAUUCUGUUGAUAUAAUUGUUAGUAUUAAUACUUCUCUUGACAUUGUUGUCGUUUAGCCUCCUCCUUGUUUUCAGAUUUAAGCAUGAUUUCUUUUACAGAAUGAAAAGCUAUUUACAAAUCUUUUCUUUUUAUUUGCAAAGUUGUUGAUAAUUCUUUUUUUCUUUUUUUUUUGCUUCUGUUUAAUUUAGCAUGAUCGAUGAGUGUCUUUAUUUUAGAAAUCAACAGAUGUCUGUAGUCUCUCUCUCUCUCUCUCUCUCUCUCUCUCUCUCUCUUUGUAGCUCUAUGUUUGCCUUCUUUUUAAAGAUGGCUGUAUGAAUGUAAAAGAUGCUGACAAAAAAGGUUGGAUGGUGUUGUCCAAUACUGUGGUUAACCCAAUCAAUUUGUUUACUGCAAACCAAACUAUUCACAACAGAGAUGAUAUAUUGGUUACAAGAGAUAUGUUUAUAUAAACCUAUUCUAUAAGUUGUUCUUUUUGUACAGUAUUUUUCCUAUACAUUACUGAACUAUGUAUUUUAAAGGCACAACAGAUCCAAAAUAUUAUUAAAAAAUACAAGUAUAUAACUAAAAGACAAAUGCAUAUAGUGGUAUUUUAAUAUUCUAUAUUAGUUAGGAUGUGGUAGUUUUACAGAGAUUUGUGGAUAUUCAGCAGCACCUAAACUUCCUGGGCAUUAUUAUGAUUAUCACCAUCAUUAACACUCCUUCUUAUGUUGGUGCCACCUUUAGGAUCCCAUUAAACUCAUAGGAAUCAGAUGCACCAAAACAAAAUGCAGUCCAGAAGAAAGAAUGUAAAGAUAGGCCCUUUCCAAAAUCUAUCGACUCACAUCCAAUGCAAAAACACACAGUUCAUCGUGUUUAGUGUGGCAACCCCCCCCCCCCCCCCCCCCCCCCCAAAAUGCGUUCCAACAUAAGUUGUCUGGCAACCGGCUUUUCUUUCUUUCAAGAGCGAAUCUUCAAACUUGUCGAGGCUUUCUGUAAACGCGCAGCUUGUGAGUCUUGUUUCUCUCUGAUCUGAUUUGACGGGAUGAAGUUACUAUGAAGGAAGGGAAAUCUAUAGCUGGUUACUAUUGCUGCUCUGUGUGUGUGUGAUUGGUUCCUUCAGCCAAUGCAGUUGUAGCGUGUCCCUGAGCCUGAGUGAUGGAUACUGGAAAGCUUUUUAAGCCCCCCCCAAACGUUACUUGUGUUGUAGUGUACAGCUGCAUGCUGCAAAGUUUUCUGCCAAUCAGUCACGAGUGGGACGAGACCGAUUACUGUAUUUGAAGGCUGAUACUGACAUUUCUGACCAUACUAUGGAAGUCCAGUUAUGCAAAUAUUCAAAUUAAAUUAUCUAAAAGAAUAGUUACAGCAAGACUUUAUCUGCGUAUUUAAUAUAUGGCUGCAGCCAGUUAGCUGGAAACAUCUGGCCUAGCUCUGAUCAGCGCUAACAAGACCCACCUACCAGCACCUCCAGAUUCUGUACAAAAACCAAUGUGUGUUGUUGUUUGACACUCAAGUUUUUGUAUGGAUUAAACAAAUUAGACACGACAUUAUUAAGUGAGCUAGAAAUGCUGAUAGGAGGGAUUUUGUUACCUUUGGACAGAGCCAGGCUAGCUGUUUCCUCCUGUUUGCAGUAACCUGUGCUAAAGAGCUGCUGGCUGUAGUCUUAAAUUUACUGCACAGAUAUGAAAGUGGUAUUAACCAUCCUCUUACCUGUCUGCAAGAAAAAGUUAUUUUCCAUUUGUAUUUUCCAUUUGGCCGACAGGCUGUCAGCCAAAUUAACAAAGAAAAGUUACAUUUAAUUUUUUGUUUAAAAAAAUAAAAAUAAAACAAAAAUCUAUCCACUUUUUUCCUUUUCCUUAAUUGUGCUUUUUUUUUACAUUGAAAUGGAAAUUGAAUGUGUUUAAUUUUGUCAUCCAUCAUGUGCACACAAAGGAAAUUUGAUGAAUUAAUUUUAUUAUUGGCAGCUGUGGACGUCCAUAAUUUUAUUGAAUGUCUGUUCAAAUUUAGGUCAUGUUGGGAAAAACAUCGGAACACGAGAAUUUAAAAACGUAACAAACCUAAACAUAACAAUCAGAAAAGCCAGUAUCGGCCCAAUAACACAGCAAACGGACAGAUCAGUCUGAUCCAAGCCCAGACUUGGCUGAACAUUAUCUAUCCAAUCCAAAGGUGUGUGGGAUAUGAAAUUAUUCUUUUCUAACCGCAAACUAUGGUCUUAAUGUUUUUUGCGCUCUAGAAGGUGUUUCCCUUCUACACCUUUUCUGCACAGAUGCACUCGAGUGUGAACAGGGUUUGUAGAGAAAAGUGAAGACUGGAAUGAUGCUGAUCCGUGAAUCUGUGGAGCAUCUUUUUAUGAAGUCGUAUAUAUAUAUAUAGGAAAAAGCCAAUAAUUAAUCCAUGUGUAUCCCAAAAGUACCUCACUGUCGAGUGAUUUCACUACCUCACCCGGAAAUGUUAACCAUAAUUCUGAGUCUAUUCCAGUGCCUUGAAUACACUGACUGUUCCCCAGUCUCUCAGCAAUGUAAAGAUCUCAUCACAGCACCACUCGGAUAGGUUCAGAUCUGCACUGAAGGGCUUCUUAGUGCAUCAAAAAUCUAUAUAUUAUAUACACUGACUCCUUUCAUUUCUUAUUUUGGACAUUGCAACAGACUUGUAACCAUUGUAUUCAUGGCAACACCAACGGACUGUUUCAGAGUGUAUAAUAAUACAACAUAAAAGAGUAUUCGGUCUUGUCUGUCAUGGAAUGGAUGCAUAACAUUUGUUUGUGCUGUUCAGCCCUCAGCCUCUCUGUCUCUCUGUAAUUUGUAGUGUCUAAUAAAAUCCCAAUUCUUUUCUGA
Messenger RNA from Seriola aureovittata, 6099 nucleotides. RefSeq names its product HLF transcription factor, PAR bZIP family member a (gene hlfa). Gene Ontology annotation, cellular component: nucleus. The record is from RefSeq and is a predicted model, not a curated record. The coding region runs from base 1221 to 2126 and encodes 301 amino acids. NCBI's taxonomy places the organism in Eukaryota, Metazoa, Chordata, Actinopteri, Carangiformes, Carangidae. Gene Ontology annotation, biological process: regulation of transcription by RNA polymerase II. The transcript is spliced from 4 exons. Gene Ontology annotation, molecular function: DNA-binding transcription factor activity, RNA polymerase II-specific; RNA polymerase II cis-regulatory region sequence-specific DNA binding.